Molecule: messenger RNA, 896 nt
Organism: Suillus plorans
Lineage: Eukaryota; Fungi; Basidiomycota; Agaricomycetes; Boletales; Suillaceae
Exons: 2
Coding region: 309-779 (156 amino acids)
Source: RefSeq, a predicted model, not a curated record
CAGUCUGUCUUAAUCAGAGUGAAAUCGCGCUAGGUUCAGCCCCAGGUCCAUUGAAGAACUAUGUCAGCAUGAGCCACCCGGCCCAAACCCAAAUUGUUGAACUUUUUUUGAAUAUCAAAUGGGGUUCGGAUCUCUUCAACCACCGUAAACAUGCACCUGGCGAUCGAUCCCCUCUCGUUAUUCCGUCCACACAUGUGUGUGGCCCGCGCUUAAUAAUGGCUGUCCCAACACUCCAUAUCAUAUAAAUUGGGCUCCAAUAUCAGUUCUGUCUAUCCAAAUCCUCUUGUUUCACUACUCAUCUCAUUGCCAUGUUUACCGGAUGCUUCUUACCUGACUGUCCAUGCCAAUCUACGAGCCCGCAAGACUCCGCCAUAAUAGACGUCGAGCCCAGCGCUGCCGCUAAUGCGCGGGACUCGGAUGCUGAGGUAGUCGUCUAUCGUUGCUGCUGGGACACCCAGGGUUCUCCCUGUGGAAUUUUCAUCGAAGGUUCUCCCAUGGACAUCCUCUCUCAUCUUCGGGAACGACAUGGUGUCGUGUACUCUGCCGACGCGGAUAUUGAAUGCCGCUGGAGUUCAUGCUCGAUGGACAGACGUCUGAAAAUGAGCAGUAUAACGAGGCACAUCGCGAGGCAUCUGGGCAUUCAAUUCAGAUGCUCGCGAUGUGGACUCACGUCUCGUGACGACGUCGUUCGUGACCAUAUCAGAAGGAACCCUGGCUGCGCUGACGCUGCAGUACAGCUGGUUCCCGGCUCAGGAGCCCAGCGGAUAGUCUCAGCGUGACUUUUUUGCGCCCACUGAUUUGACUUUUAGCCAAAUUAGUUCCUAUAUACGUUAACUACGUUAGUACUUACUACGAAUGCCGCAUGGCUGGGACGCGUUAUGGGUUGUCUAUGCAUG